UUCCUCGAAUGCGUCGUAAAUAAAAAGUAUCAUCAAAUAGUCGGCGGUCACAGUUGAGAUUUUCUUUUCUCACGGCGCAGUUCAGUGGCGGAGUAAAAAAUACGCUAUUUAGUGAAUACUAUUCGCGAAAAUUCCCCUUCCACUUGAAGGUCAUCGUAGGCAACACCUUUCUGCGCCUCGCAGCUCUCGCGCGUGUGUGUUUUGAUGGAGUUUAGUGAUAAGAGACUCGCCGGGACGUCUUGUGGAAUAUGAGCAGUCAAACCAUGUCCGGUACACAUCACACGGGUUCCGGUUCCAAUGCUGCCAGCUGCAUGACGGCCACUCAGGAAAUCGAGCUGACGGCUCGCUUUGCUGAGCAAAUGGCGCAGCUGUGCAUGUCCCAGAUGUACUCCGAUGUGACGUUCAUCGUGGACGAUAUGCGGCUACCGGCACAUCGGGUAAUACUGGCUGCUCGGAGCGCCUACUUUAAUGCACUACUGUACGGCGGUAUGAAGGAAUCGCAGCAGAACGAAAUCAAGCUGGACGUGCCCCUGAUGGCGUUCAAGGCACUGCUGCGGUACAUCUACUCCGGCUGUAUGUCCCUGUCGCAGAUGCGGGAGGAGCACAUUCUCGACACGCUGGGGUUGGCCAACCAGUACGGCUUCGACGACCUGGAAAAAUCCAUCUCCGACUAUCUCCGGCAGGUGCUCGCGCUUGGCAACGUGUGUGCCAUUCUGGACGCUGCCCGGUUGUACGGGCUCGAUAGUUUGUCCACCGUGUGUCAUCUGUUCGUGGAUCGCAAUGCGACCGAAAUUCUCAAGCAUGAAACGUUCUUCAACCUAUCACUCGACUCGUUGGUUUGCCUACUGCAGCGCGAUUCAUUCUUCGCCACAGAGGUAAACAUAUUCCAAGCCGUCUUUGAUUGGUGCCGUGCUAAUAAGGAAAGCUUGAAAAAUGACGACAUCAGCAGCGUAGUUGGCCGGGUUCGUUUCUCGCUGAUGUCCGUCGACGAACUGCUGACCGUGGUGAGACCGUCAGGGAUUCUGGAUCCCGACCGGCUUCUUGAUGCGAUCGCCGAGAAGAUUUCCUGCACGCAGCUACCGUACCGUGGGGCCUUGUGGCCCGAGGAAAACGUUGCCACGGCAAAGUUCAACUCACACACCAUCAUCGGGGAGAUGCGGUCGGCGCUGCUCGAUGGGGACACCGUUUCGUACGACUUGGAGAAGGGAUACACGCGCCACUCGAUCGGUGAGAACGGAGAAGCGCACGGAAUCGUCGUCGAGCUGGGAACGGUGUUCAUCAUAAACCAUAUCAAAAUGCUGCUCUGGGACCGUGACAACCGGUCGUAUAACUACUACAUCGAGGUGUCGGUCAAUCAGCGCAACUGGGUACGCGUGGUGGACAACACCAAAUACGUCUGCCGAUCGUGGCAGCAGCUGUACUUUCCCGCGCAAGCGGUCCGCUACAUCCGGCUGGUCGGUACGUACAACACCAUGAACAAAGUAUUUCAUGUCGUCGCCCUGGAAGCGAUGUUUACCGAGUCAACGGUACCGCUGGUGGAGGGUAUUUUAGCGCCUACUGAUAACGUGGCCACCGUCGAGUGUGGUGCAUUCGUCAAGGAAGGUGUCAGCCGCACCCGGAACGUCCUUCUGAACAGAGUCGUGCAGAACUACGACUGGGAUUCGGGUUACACGUGUCACCAAAUUGGUACGGGUGUAAUUCUAGUUCAGCUUGGGCAACCGUUCUGGAUUAGCUCGCUCCGCUUACUGCUGUGGGAUCGUGACAAUCGUUCGUACAGCUUCUUCAUCGAGGCAUCUACCGACAUGAAGCACUGGGAACUGAUUGCUGACAAACGGAGGGAACCACUGCAGUCAUGGCAGCACUUUUCCUUCACCCCGAUGGUGAUCGUGUACAUUCGCAUCGUUGGCACGGCCAAUACGGCCAACGAGAUGUUUCACUGUGUGCACUUUGAGUGUCCCUCACAGGAUCCGGAUUUUAUUAAAACCGAACGUCAGAAUGGCACCGGAGGGAAGCUUGAUGAUACGGAGCGAACGGACACGGCAGACCCGAAUCAGCAAAUUUCUGCCAACGAUCGUAAUUCAGCGACAGAAGGUGAUGGUAGCGACUAGGGGAAACAAGAAAAACAUACCUAUAGCCCUAAAGAGGAAAGUAUAUUUGUUUAAGUGAAUGUUUGUUUCCUACUUAGUUGUGCCUCCGGUACAUCACUGACACUGGAAUCUCUUAAGGACGAUUUUCAAAAAAUCAUUGGGAUGUCUCUAAUUCGGUACUGAAAACUUUGUAUUUUUGAAAGGCUGUUUAAAAUUACCAUUUGAUAUGUAUGUAUGGAAUACUUGUGCUGAUUACUGUUAACUUUUUUGAACAGAACAAAAAGAAAUAAAGGAGCAUGGAUCUGUGUGUACGUUACAUGGAACCGGAAUCUAUUUUUAUAUUUGCUUACUAUGAACGAUGACAAAUACAAUUUGAUAUGUAUGUAUAGAAUACUUGUUCU
Molecule: messenger RNA, 2488 nt
Organism: Anopheles coustani
Lineage: Eukaryota; Metazoa; Arthropoda; Insecta; Diptera; Culicidae
Gene: BTBD9
Product: BTB/POZ domain-containing protein 9
Exons: 2
Coding region: 249-2108 (619 amino acids)
Biological process (GO): modulation of chemical synaptic transmission; adult locomotory behavior; circadian behavior
Molecular function (GO): protein binding
Source: RefSeq, a predicted model, not a curated record